Molecule: messenger RNA, 2288 nt
Organism: Camellia sinensis
Lineage: Eukaryota; Viridiplantae; Streptophyta; Magnoliopsida; Ericales; Theaceae
Source: RefSeq, a predicted model, not a curated record
ACAUGUGGCUGCUGUGGGCGGAACUACAAUGCUCCAAGAGCACACAAUAAUUUCUUAAAAACUUACGGUUCGAAUCGAACCCUAAAUUCGAUUCAGUAGUUUGGAGGAGCGUUUAUGGUGAGACUCACGAGGGCGGGGUUCUUCCCCUGCAACGCUUCCAAUCCCGCCCUUUCACAUUCCCAUUCCCAUUCCCAUUCCCAUUCCCAUUCCCACCUACUAAUAAUACUACUACUAUCUAUGAAAAAGGGCAAGAAAAAAAAAAGGAAAAAAAAAAGGAAAAAAAAAAAAAAAUUGAUUUGGACUCUCGGACUCCAGAGUCUGCGAUGGAGAGAUAGUCAAAGCGACAGAAGUUUCGCAACAUCUACAACGCACACGCCAUGACGCGAAGACCUGUUUAAUAAUAAAUUAUACUAGUAGGUAGAUAUGUAGAAAGAAACUCAUCUAUAGGAAUUUCAUCUCUUUUUUUAUUUUUUAUUUUUUAUAUACCAAAAUUUAGAUGUUCUUUGGCGGAGACGAACAAGGUCAAGUCUUUGCAUUGCAGGUACCAAGAGACAUAAGGAAUGCUAAAGGACAAUGCAACUCUGACUCAUAUGCAGACUCUGAUUCAAGAAUAGGAAACUAACCUCACAGGAAAGUUUUGAAGUCUUUAACAUAAAUAGAACUUUUCUAAUGGCCAACAGCAAUGAGCAAGAUGCUCUCCUACAAGUAGAUUCAACUCUGCGGUCUUAUGCUGAUUCAAUCGAACAUCCUGCCAAGGACCAUGCAGAGCAAGAAAAGAAGACGAGAAUGAGAAAAAAGAUUAGUAUGAUGUCUAGUUAUAAUGGACAUUGCUUGUCUAGGACCAAUCACAUAGAUAUUAUCUCAAAUCUGAGCCAGUCAGAUGAAUACCAUGAACGGAAAAUUUAUGAUAGGCGAGAUAAAAUUCAAAGUACAGUUGAAGAUUUUGGAUUUUCUGCGAGAGAAGAAUCUAGAACUCAUUGUAGUAAAAGUCUAAUUACAUCUUCCUUGGAAACCAAUGAUAAUGUAGAAUCUCUGGCUGCUUCUUCAUCAGAUUUGGUACAAAAAGAGAAAAAGUUUGAACAUGAGUCGGACCAAGCAAUAGAAAGAUCUUCUGUUUAUGAGCAAAAAACCAUUGAGGUAACUUUAGCAGACAGAAAGAGUGAAAGGAACCACCCUUCCUGUGAUUUGGAUGCAACUGAACGUGCUUGUUUAGCUGUUCUUAACAGAGAGGAUAACUUCGUGGAAGUUUCUCAUCCUUCUCCAGAAAGACUACCUGUUGCUUGUUUGAGGAGAAAACUUCUUAUCCUUGAUUUAAAUGGGCUGCUUGCAGAUAUAGUUUGUCCCCCACCAAAGGAGUGUAAAGCAGACACAAACAUCUCAAGACGGGCAAUUUUCAAGAGACCCUUUUGUAAUGAUUUUCUGAAGUUCUGCUUUGAGAGAUUUGACGUUGCCAUUUGGUCUUCAAGAACUAAGAAAAUUAUUGAUGGAGUGGUUGAUUAUUUGUUAGGAGAUAUGAAGUGUAAGCUGCUGUUUUGUUGGGAUAUAUCCCACUGCACAGGGACAGGGUUCAGAACACUUGAAAACAAGCAUAAGGAAGUGGUCUUUAAGGAGCUGAGGAAACUAUGGGAAAAACAAGACAUUAAUCUUCCUUGGGAGACAGGAUAUUAUAAUGAGUCAAAUACUUUAUUGUUGGAUGAUUCUCCAUAUAAGGCCUUGCUGAAUCCUAUGCACACUGGAAUCUUCCCCUAUUCGUAUAACUUCAAGGAUAGGAGUGAUAAUUCAUUAGGUCCUGAAGGUGAUCUUCGAGUUUAUCUGCAAGAUUUAGCUACAGCUGAAGAUUUUCGGAAGUAUAUAGAGGAACAUCCUUUUGGUCAAGUGGCCAUCGAUGAAACAAGCUCAUCUUGGGCCUACUAUCGUAAGAUUAUCUCCAGUCCCUCACUUGUAUCAUCCUAGAGAUAGUCUGUAGUAUUUUUAGAUUCGAUACUGAGAAACUAUGUGGGGAGUAUUACGGAUUACUUGCUAUGACUACCACUGAGGUGGGAGUUGAGCUACAUCUUUUUUGAGUUCAUAUUUAUUGCCCAUUUUUAAGAGCUUGUUCGUGAUUUGCAUUGUAAUUUAAUUUUUGACUUUUACUGUGUUGAGAUGGAAGAAGUUUCUGUUUCAAUGUCGAUUUUUUUUUGGCUUCGGUUCACAUGUUGUCAUCAGAUGUUGUAUUGUGUAAAAGAUACUUCGUUUUUUCUUUUUUUUUUUGGUACUGGUUAUUUCAUUAUACAGACUUGAUUAGUAUC